Messenger RNA from Phytophthora nicotianae INRA-310, 390 nucleotides. RefSeq lists its product as hypothetical. NCBI's taxonomy places the organism in Eukaryota, Oomycota, Peronosporomycetes, Peronosporales, Peronosporaceae. Bases 1 to 390 code for a protein of 129 amino acids. The record is from RefSeq and is a predicted model, not a curated record. The transcript has 2 exons.
AUGCCGGCAGCGUGUGCGUUGGUGGGGACGAUGAACGAGGGAGUGGAGAAGGCGCUAUCCGUGAUAGUGUGCGUGUUGAUGAAGCUCACAGAUGUGGGGAAAGAAGUUGUUUUGAAUCGCUCCAUGCUGCUGGAGUGGCAAUGCAAGAUGCUGUUGUUUGGCCGUGGUCAAGGUGAGGGAAGGGGUCGGGGCCGUGAUAGUGGUCGUGGUCGAGAGCGUCAGCGUGGGAGGUCAACGGAGUCUGAUCAAGACGAGUCUGAUACCGGCACACGUGCAGAAUCUGAUGGUGGCGAUGACACUUCAACACGCAAUGGGGAAGUCGUGCCAGACCGUCAGACCCUGUACCAGCUGUACACAAACACCCUCGUGGCCUUUUCACCUUCUCGUUAA